AUGGCGUCUGUACAGACCCCGUGGACCUCAAUCCUGCUACAGGAGAAGCCUGGACUACACGAAUACAACCACGCUCUCUCAAACGUUGAAAAGUAUUACACUCGGUUAGAGCGAGCCAUGGAAGAUGGAUCCAUCCAUGACCAACUUGUUCUAAACCCAGACCAAACACACGCACGCCUGCUGCGAUCCUUCGAAAUUCUGAGAGCCAAACAACUCCCAGGACCUGUUGCCGAGGAGAUCUUCAAGACUAUGGUCCUUCGCUUCAUUCACGACAACAUAUUCUCGCUACAACAGAUUGUUCAACUCGUUGGAUCCGCGCUACCUCUCAUCAUCAAACAACAUUCUCAAUGUCUGCGAGAGCUCGCCAACACCCUGCUCUCGUCACAGGGGUUGUUCGACCACCUGGUGGCCAACGAAAAGUACACAGUGGUUUUGAAGGAAUGGCUGUUGUCGAAAAGAAACCAUCUCCCCCUUGCUCUCUCUAGGCAGGUGGGAGACAGGCUGAUCGCUAUGUGCAAUGCCUGUUCCGCUGAUCAUGGAACUGAUGAUAUCGUGGAGAGCUGGGAUAUUGCUCAAAAACUGAUUGAAUCUAUCAACUCGCUCAUUGACACAUCUUAUGAAGAAGAAUUGAACCGGGCAAAAGUCGAGAAUCUACCUCCUCUGGAAUCAAUGAAGGUACUCAGUCGGGAUGACAAAAAGUCGACACCCGCGCAACAAGCUCCUAAGAAGGAAGUGAAAAAGGAAUUCAAAGUCUCGAGCGAGAUCCUUCGGCAGAUGGACCACUUCAACAUUCCAUCACCUUUGUCCGCGAGAGGCCUCACCCAUGCAGCAGAGCAUCUUCAAAAUGAGAUAAUCCCAGCACUUAUGCGCUCGGCCCUGGAAAGCUUCCCAUGCAGAAUCUGUUUGGAUAGGCUCACUACCGGGAGCCUUACAGGCACUCUGGCCAGUUCGACGGACCUACCUUCGGAGCGAACUACAGCACCGGGAAGUUCACAAGAUAUUUUCGGAAAAAGAGUCGGUCUUUGGAAGGUUUUGCUGUCUGACAUCGCUUUCAAGAAUGCAAAAAAAUUGGUCCGCGGAGGUGACUUUGGCGGAGUGGAACAGAAGCUCAGAGGUUUGGCAAGCGGCGAAUGGAAAGGCAAAGAUGUAUCUCACCGCGUGGGAUCUAAACAACAGAAGAAAAGAAUGCAAGUUCCUAUUUUAGAAGUGAGCGCUUCUGCAACAGUGUCAAUCUUGUGGCAGGUUGAUGUCGGCUUUUACAACGAGCUUCCAUGGGUUCAGCAGCAGAUUGUCAAAGUCUGGCAAAUCGUGAAUUCGGAAGAGGAGGACAAGUCCGCUAACUUGGUUUUGCAGUUAGAAACCGCCAUUGAGCAAAUAAUUUUGAUCCAGGAGUCAUACGCCCCUGAACUUGCUCAGCUCUGUUUGGAACGUCCUGUUCAGCAAUCCGACGGAACUUGGACACCACAGCGGUUCGAAAACGUGAAAGAGACUGGGUCUUAUCAAAUGAAAUCCAUUGCUUCCUCCAAGGCAAGCCCAGCUCUGAUCGAGAUGUCAAACAAAUUUUACAAUCUCACUGAGCCGUUUUUGAAGUCGAUCGUUGAUGAAAAUGGCACGGAGGAGUUUCCAUUUGAUCUCUCACCCGAGGAAUUAGAAAUUGUGAAGCAUUUCAACACAUCAACCUUGAUUCUCGGACGAAGUGGUACAGGAAAAACCACCUGUUUGUUGUUUAAGAUGCUGGCCAAGCACAAAACAAGGCAGUCAACCUCGGAUGAGCAGCAAUCUCGACAGCUUUUCUUGACUCGCUCCUCCUAUCUGGCUUCAAAGCUUCAAACAUAUGCCAAAAGUCUGAUAGACGCUCAGUCCAAGGCUCCAUCGACUGAAGAGGAUAUAGACUCAGAUUUAAAACCGACUUCGUUCUUCGCCUUGAAGAAUUGGCAUUUUCCAGUCGUCUGCACUUAUGACGAAUUUCUUGGGCUUCUGGAGAAUACAAUCAGAAUGGCUGAUCGAAAAGACUUCCUAAGAGACAUCAACCCCAACAAGGCAAAGGGUCUGGACCCACAGGUGAGAGACAGGCCACGAGUGAUUGACUUCAGCAUUUUCAAAACAGAAUACUGGGGCUCUCUCAGUGGAUUAGCUCCACCAUCUUGCUCUCCAGAGCUCCUCUUCGCGGAGAUCAUGGGUGUCAUUAAAGGCUCCAGUGUCACGGCAAAAAGCCUGAAGCCAUUAUACCGUGCAGAAUAUGUCAAGAAGAACGCGAAGGCCUCUCCCGCUUUUACCACCGAGACAGAGCGUGAGAAAGUAUUUGGAGCUUUUGAGCGCUAUGAGAAACAAAAGAAGCUCCGCAAGGAGAUCGACGAGUUGGACCGUGUCAGUGGCUUAUUGAAGUCCCUGAGAGACAACAAAGCUCUAUCAGAGCAGAUCCAGCGCUGCUUUGAAGAGGUCUAUGUUGAUGAAAUCCAAGACUUGCGUUGUCUGGAUAUUGUCUUACUUUUGGGCUGUCUCAGUGACGCCCGUGGCAUUCACCUUGCUGGUGAUACUGCCCAGUGCAUCUCAAAAGAUUCGGUUUUCCGGUUCCCUGAGAUAAAGGCUUUGUUCUACGAACAUUACGAAGUCAUUGCCAAUGAACUAAAUCAGCCGUCAUUUGCCAAGCCUGUUCAAUUCUCUCUGGCGAAGAACUAUCGGUCACAUCAGGGCAUUCUAAGUUUUGCAUCAUGGGUAAUGCAGCUACUCUGGCACGGAUUUCCGGAAACAAUUGACAAACUGGACCCAGAGAUUGGCUACAUUGGAGGACCGAAGCCAAUUAUCUUUGCGGGAUUUGACUCCUCGAUUCUUUCUGCCAAAAUGAUUGGCCUGGUCAAGCUCAACGACAAGGUCGCCGACUUUGGGGCUGAGCAAGUCAUCCUUGUCCGAGAUGAUGCAUCAAAGGACAAACUGCAAAUCCAGAUUGGCGAGAUUGCCCUUGUUUUGACAAUCCUAGAAAGCAAGGGUAUGGAGUUUGAUGAUGUCUUGGUGUAUGACUUCUUCGGCAGCAGUGGGCUUGGCAGUAGCUACCGGUGCCUAUACAUGCUUGCUCAAGCAUCACGAGCGCAAUUUGAUUCUCAGAAACAUGCAGCUUUGUGCUCCGAACUUAAGUCACUUUAUGUUGCUGUUACUCGAGCUAGAAAGCAACUUUGGUUCAUGGAAACCCAAGAAAAAAGCGUUGAUCCCAUUCUCCAAACUCUCUCACAAAGUAACAGCCUCGAUCUUGCUGAAGUUGUGAAGCAGAAAGACCCCAAUGUUGCAGCAAAGGUCAUGGUUCUGCGGGCCGGUGGCUCGGUGGACCCAGAAAGGUGGCUCAAGAGAGCAGCACAUCUUCUCCAUCAGAAGAGCUUUGCAGAGGCAUUGUUUUGCUACAAGAAGGCCAAUGAUCCCCGAGGAAUGACACACUCGCAGGCGUGUUUGCAUGAACAAGAAGGAAGAUCCCACCGAGCAGCUGGAGAGACUGAUGAAUUUACCGCGUGUUAUGAGAAAGCCAUUGUUCUUUUCCUUGAGAUUGGUCUCAUCUCAGAAGCGGCGAUGUGUUACGAGGGACUUGGACAAUUCAGCAAAGUUGCAGAAAUAUGGAAGGAUCGUGGGCAAUAUCAAAAAGCUGCAUCUUUCUAUGAGAAAGGCCAUCUUUUCACCGAGGCUUCAGUGUGUUAUCAUUCUUGUGGUCAGUACGAGGCGGCAAUCGAGGUCUUGCGCCGCGGAGACCAGUUCGAUGAACUUGUCACCUAUGCCAACAGGAACCGCGAGUACCUCAGCGAGACGACCUUGCUUCGUUAUUCGAGACUCUGCAAUAUCUUGCUGAAGCAGGGACGUGUCUCUGCCAGUCUGAGGGCGAUAACCAUCAACAUGCUUGGUUCUGAUGUGUCCAAGAUUUCUUUUUUCAAAGAGUUCGAAAUGUGGGACCAGCUGCGUGCGCUCUAUUCAUCAAAGUCCAGAUGGUUUGAGUAUUAUGAUCUAUCAGUCGCUGUUGGUGACAUACCUGCGGCGAUAAGCACAUUGCUGGUUCACAAAUUGACGCCAGUGGUGGACAAGUCAGUUGUCGAAAAGCUGUUCAAUUAUUCCAUGGUCGAAGUCCUGUACGCCCACAGAGACGUGAUUCCGGACAAACCUGAGCGAAAUGGGCUGCUGAAAUCAGUCAAAUCAACUUACCUUGAAAAACUUGGGGCUCAGUGGAAAGCCCUAUUGCAAUUGAUCGAAGAUUUUGAGGAUAUGGAUUUACCUGCUUCAGUUAAAAACCUGGAUAAAGGUCUUUUGAAGGACGCCUUCUGUCUUUUUGUGAUUGCUUUCGAGCCGUCCGUGUUCACCAAGCAGAAAGUCGAACACCUUCCAAUGGAUAUUGUGAUCCGAGUUGGAAAGUUGCUGCAGGAUAUUUAUGCCCGGAACCAAUACUCACUUACUUGCCUGGCUAUGGUUUGUGGCAUUUUUGCCAACCCAAAACAAGAGAGCCAGACGAUCUUACUUCAGUGGUCUCCAUUGAGGACUUACACAGAAACACCUCUCGAUGCAUGUUCAUUCGAGAACUUGCUGGACAUUGCGAAAGACUUCAUUCAAGAGAAGUUUGCAGCAGCACUUACUCAAUUCCAUGAGAGUGCAUACAGUCUCAUGAAAAGAGAUUUUCCGCUGACAUGUUUCCAGCAACUCUACAAAGGAUUUUGUUCCAAACUUAAAGCCAAUGAAUGCUUCUGGGGUCAUGAGAAGCCUACUGCAGAAUUCGCUAUUGCGAAGUUGAAUUGCCUUCUCACUGUUGCUGAGGUUUUUGCGCGGCUCACGCCUGUUUAUUACCAAAGAGUUAUGGGUGAGGCUUUCAGCAAACCAUUUCUGGGUCGUAGGAGAACUUGGAUGCAACAUCUCCAAGAGGAGCUAGUGAUUGUCACUUCACUAGACCAGUCCUCUACAGCGAUUGCAAAUCUGCGUUCCAACUUGCAAAGUAAUCCAGAGUUUGCUGCAACUGCAUACUGCCUUGAAGAGUUGUUGUUCUAUCGCAUGAACAAGGAAGGGGCCUCAAUGAGCAGUUUGAGCUCUUCUCUAGAGAAGGUCCAAGAAGCUCAGAUUCUCGGCCCUCACCCAGCGACGCGUUUCCAGCGAGCACUCGUUCUGAAUAUGGAUCGCAACAUGCCACCACGCCCUCGGCGAUCCGGCCAUCCGCUGGCGUUGCCUUUUACAGCAUUGAAUGCUGCUGAGAGAAUUCGGUCAGCGGUUGCAAGACGCCACGGUCAAGACUUCCACAACGGCGUCGGCGCCUUUGUCCAAUGUCUCGAGAAAACACCCAAAUCUUCCCUUGGGUCGUUCCAUGCUGUUCUUUCUGUGCUCGAAUUUGCAGCUACGUACAUUCUUUGUAUUGCCAAUCCAGGAAAGGGUAUCGUAAUUCCCUGGUCCUGGGCCUUGCAGCAUCUGUCGACAAUUAUGCAAUCUCCUGCAAAAGACUACAUGUUCAAGGACAGAGAAAUCCGAGUUCACACAACCGACUUGAUGAACAUUGUCGUCAUUUUCUGCAACCUCAUGGAACAGGUCGAAAAUGCGCUCAAUAACGGCAUUCUCAGGUUCCAAGGACUGGGACGCAGUAAUCUUCCAAUUCCUAUUGUCAAACGGCGCUGCACUGAGCUUCUGACGACGGUGAAUCUCAACCUGAACCAUUGGCCCAAGCAGCCAAUCGGUUUUAAGGAGAUGGAGAAGGUAGUAAACAAGACGCUUCGAUCAUCCCUUAUUCCACCGGGAAUGGCACUGGAAUUUUCCAACAGUGAUAGGUUCCGACAAAGUUGCAUACGCGAGUAUGCAGCCUACAACAAUAAAGACGAGUUGUGCGUCAUUGCACUUGACGAUAGGAAGUCCGCUCCUCUCUUCCUACGGUCUUUCACACAAGGGAACGCGAAAUUCGCCCAGCUAAGUGAGAUCCUGCAAGUCUCGCGCAUUGCCGAGAACCCACUAUCCAUGGGUCUGGGAGAAGACUGGCAAGUUGACGAAUACACCGGUUACGAGCUCGACAUGAUCACAAACCUUCAGCGACGCUGGCGACAAGUGAUGGAGGUCCUCGAGAACAACCGCCGUAGGGCACAAACCCGCGAGGGCAAACUUAUUCAGCACUUCCAUGAGAUGUGCACGAGACGGAUGAGCGUUCUACCCGCUGCCGCUUGGUCAACUCGGGAUAAAAUACACAUGCGCAAGGUAAUAUUCACCGACGGCAUGAAGAUCGCCAUGUCUAUUGAUGGUGUCCUUGACAGCUUCCGACAACUGAAGGACCGAUGGAGGCAGCAAUUCGACAGCAAUUGGUCCACCGCAAAGCUAGAGGAGCUCUCUGUCAUCCGCGGACGCAUUCUGCCGAUCGAUGGACAGCUUGAGUACAUUGUUGAGCACUGGUCUCCCAAAGGCAUUGAGGAGGGUAUGAUGACCAUUCAGGCUGAGGACCUCGGUAUCUCAGCCCGUGAGGCCCAGCGCGCCCUCUGGGCUGUUCAGCGCGAGAUUGAAAUCAUUCGAUAUCAGGUUGAGAUCAUUGCGAAGACUGCUGACCGGUAAGGGCUAUUUCCCCUUCCAUGAUUGAUCAGCGGAGGCUCGACAACAAAAAACCGCAAAAACAUAUGAAAAUAUAAAAAAUAACCGCAAAAAAAAGUUAACCGGGGAUGAUUUGUGUGAAACAAAGAAAAUUUGUUAAUAUCUGGCUUCUGAUCAUUUUAUGGCUGGAUGAGAUACGA
Penicillium samsonianum is the source of this 6713-nucleotide messenger RNA. RefSeq lists its product as uncharacterized. The record is from RefSeq and is a predicted model, not a curated record. Lineage: Eukaryota; Fungi; Ascomycota; Eurotiomycetes; Eurotiales; Aspergillaceae. The coding region runs from base 1 to 6537 and encodes 2178 amino acids. The transcript is spliced from 25 exons. Gene Ontology annotation, molecular function: protein binding; ATP binding.